AUGCCGCUCGUCUUCUCGACGACUGCGGGCGGGCUGCGGUUGCGGGACGUCGAGACGGGCGGCGGCAGAGAGGCUGCAGCGGGCGACGUGGUGCGAGUUCUCUUUAGCGGGUCGCUGCUGUCGGGUGCGGAGGGCUGGAGCGUGAGCGAGCGCGGCGAGACUUUCGCCAUCGGCAGAGGCAACUCGGCAAUGUGGGAGGAGGUGGCGGUCGGCAUGCGCGUCGGGGGGCGACGGACCGUGCUCGUGCCGCCGUCCGCGUCCCUCCGCCCGAUAAAAAAGGGGCGCGCGCUGCUGGCGCCUCCCGGCGAGACGAUGCGGUUCGAGUGCGAGCUCCAAACCAUCGAGUCGGGCGUGACCGCCCUCGCCGUGCGCUCGGGCCUGCUCGGCGUCGGAUCCGUCGCCGCCCCGCUCGCCCUGAUCGCGCUCACCAACUGGCUCUGCUGCCUGCUCUGGGCGGGCCUGCCCCAGCCCGCCGACGCCGCGGAGGCGCGUGGCCAGAGGCGCUCGAACUAG
This is a messenger RNA of Emiliania huxleyi CCMP1516, 513 nucleotides long. RefSeq lists its product as hypothetical. NCBI's taxonomy places the organism in Eukaryota, Haptophyta, Isochrysidales, Noelaerhabdaceae. Bases 1 to 513 code for a protein of 170 amino acids. The transcript is spliced from 2 exons. Gene Ontology annotation, molecular function: peptidyl-prolyl cis-trans isomerase activity. The record is from RefSeq and is a predicted model, not a curated record.